AGGUAGAUGGUUUUAAUGAAGCUAAAGACUUCGUGAAGAACAUGGUGCGUGAUAAUUAUACAAUAUCUGAACCUGGAACACACGUUGGAAUUGUUGAGUACAGCGACGAGCCUUCAAUUAAACUUCGUCUGAACGAAACGUUUGAUGAAAACUCGAUAAACAACAGGAUAGAUGAAAUGAGACCAUCAGAGGGAGAGAGUGCCAAUCUCGAUAAAGCACUAGAAAAAUCUGUCGAUGAAAUGUUUAGUGUUGAAUUGGGAGGUCGUCCAUCAGCUAAAAAGAUUCUUGUUGUUAUUGCUGCGAGUAAUACGACUGCUAAAGAAGCGUUGAAGAAAGCUGCUAAACCAUUGAAAGAACGAGGUGUUCGAAUUUACGUAAUCGCUCUUGAUGAUGCAGACCCAGAAGUUCUGAGUGAACUGGUUCCUGACAAGAAAAAGAUAAAGAAAGUAAAAGAUAAAAAGAAACUACCAAAACUACAUGAAGAAAUUUCUAAGCUUAUUGAAGAAGACUUGAUCAAAAAACGCAAAGAAAAGGAGAUGGUUGAUUUUGUGUUUGCGUUUGGUUCUACUGGUAGAGAUGCGAUAAUAUUAUUCGAAAAAGAAAAAGAUGCAGCAAAGGUUAUGAUCGAUAAUGAGAAAGAGAAAGAUAUCCUCUAUAGUACGAUUGUCUAUGGGCAAGAUGCUACGUUAAAUUCGAAGUUCAAUGAUACAAGCGACAAGGCUAAAGUUAAGAAGUUUAUUGAUACACUGACAUGGAAGGACGAGGGUCAGAAAUUAGAUCAUGCACUGGUCGAAAUAGACAAUGUCUUCCAGAACUAUGGUCGACCUAAAGCUCGUAAAAUAACGGUUGUCUUCGUUACUGGCGAGGCAGAUGCUACAACAAGUGAACUGAAGAGAGCGGCAAAGAAAUUAAAUGAUAAUGAAGUGAAAAUAAUCGUAGUGAAGCUAGGAACAGAUCCGGAUGAUGAACAGUUGAAAGUAAUAACACCAGAGAAAAAUAUCGUGAAGAAGAAAAAGACAGUUAAACCGAAAGAGUUAGCCGGAUUUAUUGAAGAAGUUGUCAAAAAAGAUCCUUGUGCUGCAGUUGACUGUGAACAUGGCGCAAAAUGUUCAGCUCAAGCUGAUGAUUCAACUCUUUGUCAAUGCAAUGAAAAAUGUCCAACUACGAGUGAUCCAGUAUGCGGUUCAAAUGAAGUGUCUUAUGAUAACGAAUGUGAAAUGAAACGUGAUAUGUGUUUGAAGCAAAAGCCAAUUAGUGUAAAGAGGAAAGGAUCUUGUAAACUGGUUGUUGACCUUGUGAUCGCAUUGGAUGGAUCAGAGAAUCUGGCUGAGAAAGGAUUUGAUAAAAUAAAAGAUCUCGUCAAAGCGAUAAUAGAAAAUCAAACCAUCUCGGAAACUGAAACCCAUAUUGGUGUUGUAGAGUUCAGCGAUGAAGCCCAUGUUAUUCUUCCACUUAAUGAGCUAUUUGAACCAACUGCAAUCCACGAUAAAGUCCAACGUAUCAUUCCAUCUGGUGGUAAAAACAGGGUCACUGACGAAGCCUUACGAAAGUCUGCUGAUAAUGUGUUUGACGCAAAGUCAGGAGGUAGACCUGGAGCUUCAAAAGUUCUAAUAAUAGUUACAGAUGGCAAAUCAACAGGCAAAGAACCACCUAAACGUGCUGUAAAACCUGUGAAAGAAAAGGGAGUUCGAGUUUACGUUGUAAAUAUUGGAGAAGAUGCUGACAAGGACGAACUGAAGGAUAUCGUUCCUACUGAAAAGAAUAUCUAUCAUGUAAAAGAUUCUGAUAAAGUUCCAGAUAUUGCUCCGAAACUGGUUGAGGAUAUUGAGAAAGAUAUUAAGAAAAGACUUCCAAAGAAGUUGGUUGAUGUAAUCUUCGUCAUGGGUUCUGCUGAUCCAAAUGGUCGAAAUACUUUGACUAAAGAAAAGAUUAUCGUUAAUGACAUCAUUGAAAAACCAAACGAUGCAUUUGUCACGUACGGCGUUGUUCAACUCAACGAAACUGAUCCAGUGAAAGUACCUCUUGGCGAUUAUAACGAUGAGAAAGAAUUGAAAGAAAAGGUAAAGAAACUACCGUUUAAAGAAGGAAAGUCUCUGGAUGAAGGAAUAAAGAAAGCGGGAAAAGAAUUAGGGAAGAACGGGCGGCCAAAAGCACGAAAGGUGAUUGUUGUAUUUGUCGAUGGAAAUGACGAUGUUACUGAAGAACAAUUAAAGAAGGUAGCUGAGCCAUUGAAGAAGAAGAAAGUCAAGAUCAUACCGGUCGUGUUGGGUGAAAAUGUGGAUGAAGAGAAACUGAAACCUUUGUUAGGGAAAAAGAAGAAACCAAAGAAGGAGAAAGAUCUUAAGAAGCUGGCAGAGGAAGUCGCUGAAGAAGCAUUCAAUGAUCAAUGCUUUGCUGCAGAAUGUAAAGAUUGUGCUGCCAAUCCUGACGAUUCCACGACUUGUGAUCUUGGUGAGAUCAUUGAUCUGGUGUUUGCAAUCGAGGGAACAACGAAAAUGAAGGUAGAUGGUUUUAAUGAAGCUAAAGACUUCGUGAAGAACAUGGUGCGUGAUAAUUAUACAAUAUCUGAACCUGGAACACACGUUGGAAUUGUUGAGUACAGCGACGAGCCUUCAAUUAAACUUCGUCUGAACGAAACGUUUGAUGAAAUCUCGAUAAACAACAAGAUAGAUGAAAUGAGACCAUCAGAGGGAGAGAGUGCCAAUCUCGAUAAAGCACUAGAAAAAUCUGUCGAUGAAAUGUUUAGUGUUGAAUUGGGAGGUCGUCCAUCAGCUAAAAAGAUUCUUGUUGUUAUUGCUGCGAGUAAUACGACUGCUAAAGAAGCGUUGAAGAAAGCUGCUAAACCAUUGAAGGAACGAGGUGUUCGAAUUUACGUAAUCGCUCUUGAUAAUGCAGACCAGAAGUUCUGAGUGAACUUGUUCCUGACAAGAAAAAGAUAAAGAAAGUAAAAGAUAAAAAGAAACUACCAAAACUACAUGAAGAAAUUUCUAAGCUUAUUGAAGAAGACUUGA
Molecule: messenger RNA, 3011 nt
Organism: Dendronephthya gigantea
Lineage: Eukaryota; Metazoa; Cnidaria; Anthozoa; Malacalcyonacea; Nephtheidae
Product: collagen alpha-5(VI) chain-like
Exons: 7
Coding region: 42-2909 (955 amino acids)
Molecular function (GO): protein binding
Source: RefSeq, a predicted model, not a curated record